AUGUCCUCCCGCCUCAAGGAUCGCGGCGGCGGCAGCGCCACGGCCGCGGCAACCCGCCCGCUCACCCCUAAGCCCUUCUCCAUCUCGUCAUCCGCCCGGCGGACGACCGCCGCCGCCGCCGGCGGCGGCGGGAAGGAGAACACCGCGUCCAAGCCGUCCAAGCCCACCUCGGCCGUGCGGUGGUCCACGUCGUCGCUCCCGCGGGCCAGCAGGAUCCAAAGCUCGGUGGACUCCUCCAAGCUCGUCUCCAGCCUCAGGGCUCCCGUGCUGCCGGGGAGGCCUUCCAUCGGUAAGGAUCCCGUGGUUGAGGCAGGCUUGCGACGGAGCGUCAGUGGUGGGAUCAGGGCUUCUUCUGUAGACAAAGGGAGGAGGUCGGUUAGUGUUGUUGGAUCCAGGGCCUCGGAGGCUAGGAGAGGGAGCGCUGGCGCUGGUGGUGAUGACACUGGCAGAAGGGAGAGGUUUGAUGCGAAGGCCAAGGGGCUGAGUGAGAUCAGCAGGAGAAGAGAUGACCUUGAUGCCAAGGGGAAGCAGACUGGUGAGGUUGGCAGGAAAAGGGAGAGCUUUGAUGCAAAGGCCAAGCAGAUCGGUGGGAAAAGAGAGAGCUUUGGUGUGAAUGUGUCGAAGCAAUGUGAUGAGAUCAAAGGGAAAACAGAUGCAUUCGUGAGUAAUAUGAAGAAGCAAUGCGAAGAUGUUGGUGGGCGAAGAGAGGGCUCUGAUUCGAAGGCAAAGGCAGGUGAAGAAAUCAAUAUGAAGAAAGAGGGGCCCAAUAAAUUGGUGAAGGAGAUGCAUACCAAAAAAGCUGAUUCAGGAGAAGCUUCUUCCAAAUCCGUGGAAUGUUGUGCCACCCAGAAGGAUGAUGAGAUAGGCAACACUUCUGUCAUCCCUGUUUUCACUGUCCAUGUGGAGGAUUCAAAUCUUGUCCCUGAUCCAAUAAGGAAACAGCAAAAGAAUAAUGAAGAGGGCAUGAAGCAGGAAGAAAAGGGAAAAUUGGCAGACAGGAUAAGAGUUUUUGAGAAAGUGGCUGCAGGUGGGGAUGGAGGGUCAGCAAAACCCGUGUCUGCUAUGAACAGGUACCCAAGCAAACUUCAUGAGAAACUAGCUGCACUGGAAGGGAGGGUUCAGAAGAUUGCUACCGAUAUCAAGAAAACCAAAGAAAUGCUCGAUGAGAACAACCCGGACGAGCCAAAGCAGAUCUUGUCAAAUAUUCAGAAGGAAAUCACUGCCAUUGAGAAGGCAAUUUCUCAUGUCAAGGAUGAUAAUAAGAUACAGCUGGGUACUGCAGAUAGCAGUGAAUGUGAGAGCUCUCACCCUGAAACAGCUGAAAAAUGUACCAUUACAAAGCCAGGUGACCUGAAGCAAGCUGGAAAAGGCUUGAAUGCUGAUGAGCUGGAGGCAAGGUUCUUUCCACACCACAAAUUGUUGAGGGGUCGCAUAUCUUCGACUUCUACUCAACAGGAGUCAUCUGUGGAUAUGAAGAAAGAUUGUAAUGGAAAAACAAGACCUGCUGCAUCUAACCCUGACGAUGAUGAGAACGGUAUAGCCAUGGAGUUUCUGGCUUCUUUAGAUGGUGAAGAAAAUGAUUUCUUCAAGGAUCGUCGAGCUAAGAAAUUGGAAAAGAAUAAGAUAUGUGAAGUAGCAGAUGCUACCGGCAAGACAUCAAGUCAAGGUAGCUCAAAGAAUCCAGUUGGUCCCAAUCAUAAGGAGGAAAUUGAAUUGCUUGCUACAGAGGAGCUAGAAGAAUUUGAUGAUCAGGAAAACAAGUCCUCCAUGAUGUUACAGGAAGAAACUGAGGAGUCAUGCAAUAGUCAGUUAUCAGGUAUAGGAAACAAGUCUUCAACUGGUGGAUGGUUUGUUUCAGAGGGGGAAGCUGUUCUUCUUGCUCAUGGAGAUGGCACAUGCUCCUAUUAUGACAUUGCAAACCAUGAGUUCAAAUCUGAGUAUAAGCCUCCCAGCAUGGUAUCGAAUAAUAUGUGGGGUGAUUGCUGGUUGAUUCGUGCCCCAGGUGUAGACGGAUGUUCUGGCAGAUAUGUUGUUGCUGCAUCAGCUGGGAAUGCACUGGAGCCUGGGUUUUGCAGCUGGGAUUACUAUACCAGAGAAGUAAAAUCAUUUCAUGUUGAGGAGGAAGCUUCUCAAGCUUUUGCUCCAACAUCCAGGGCUAUUCUUGGUGCUCUCUCUAAUGUAGGUUCAUCAAGAUCCAACUCCGCGCUGUCAAAUUCAGAAAGGCAGCAAUGGUGGUAUAAACCGUGCGGACCUCUCCUGCUUUCUACUGCUAGCAAGCAAAAGAUGGUCACAGCUUAUGAUAUACGUGAUGGCGAUCUUGUGAUGAAAUGGGAAGUUAGCAAUCCAGUAAUGGGAAUGGAAUACUCCAGCCCACUACAAUGGCGUAGCAGGGGGAAAGUAGUAAUUUCUGGGAGCGAAUCAAUAGGGUUGUGGGAUGUGAAUUCACUUAACCCACAACCCUUGUUGUCUGUUGCUUCUGGUAAGAAAGUGUACUGCCUUCAUGUGAAUAACACUGAUGCUGAGGUGGGCGGUGGAGUGCGUCAAAGGGUUAGUUCAUCUGAGGUGGAAGGAAAUGAUGGUGUUUUCAGCACACAGGAAAGUGUUAAUGUAUUUGAUUUUCGUGUACCUGCUGGCAUUGGGCUUAAAAUAGCAAGACAUGGUGGCACAGCAAACUCAAUCUUCUCACGUGGAGACGUAGUAUUUAUCGGUAGCACAGAAGGAAGGCUGCAAAUAAAAGGAGGGUUGAGAUCACGAGUUCAGCAAUACUCGUUGAGAAAGGGGAAACUUGUCGCCACCUAUGAGUUACCAGAAUUCAACGCUCAUAUCCAUCACUCUGCAAUAACCCAGGUAUGGGGUGACUCAAAUCUUGUCUUGGCUGCAUGUGGUAUGGGGCUGUUUGCCUUAGACACAUUUAAGGAAGACAUGCAGCCAACCUACAGCUUUGACCGUGGAAACACCAUUGGAGUGAGAGAAGCUAUUGGCCCUGAUGAUUUGUACUGUCCUACAUUUGAUUAUUCAUCAUCAAGGGUUCUUCUUGUCUCAAGAGAUCGUCCAGCACAUUGGAGGUACUUGUAG
Messenger RNA from Miscanthus lutarioriparius, 3075 nucleotides. NCBI's taxonomy places the organism in Eukaryota, Viridiplantae, Streptophyta, Magnoliopsida, Poales, Poaceae. The record is from the annotation of a GenBank genome assembly.